UUGAGACCUUCAGGAGUCUUACAAAGUUCCAUGUAGUAUGGACUUCACAGAAAUCUAUAAACAGACAGCCGGGCUGGUUGCUUUCAGUCCCGGAACGCACUUCAUCCUCACCGCAGUGCAAGACCGGGUGGUCAUCCGUCGAUCUGACUCCUUCCAGGUUCAGCGGACAUGGCAGAUUGGCGAGUCAUUUGAGGCACCUGUGGUGCAGCUAGGUGCCUCUCAGUUACAGCACAAGGCUCCGUCCCGCGCCGAAAUUGCCAAUGCAUGGAUCACGCAUGCUGGAUGGUCGUGCGAUUCGGAAUACGUCCUGACUGCCUGCACGAAGAUCGGCGUCGUCGAAGUUUUCAAGCUAAGGGACGAGGCGUGGAAUGCGCGCAUUGACUGCGGUGCCGAAGGGCUUGCUAAGGUGGAGUGGGCACCGGAUGGACGAUCAAUACUGUGCUUCUCAGAAUGGGGUCUCAGGGUAACAAUAUGGUCGCUUUCCACGGGUACCGCGUCCCAUAUACAGUUCCCAAUACAUCCUGACAGAGGUUAUGCCUUCAGCCGCAACGGCAAGUAUUUCAUACUUGGAGAGCGGCACAAAUCUAGAGAUACACUCGGAGUGUAUGACACGUCACAGUCAUAUCGCUUAGUUCGGCACUUCCCUCUUCCUUCAUCUUCUCUCGCGUCAGUAUCCCUAUCGCCAGCUGGUAACGUACUGGCAGUAUGGGAAGGACCCUUGGAGUACAAGAUCUACAUCGUCACCGUCGCAGGAGAUCUCCUAGGCACGUUCUCUCCAGAGCCCGACAGAGGCCUUGGUAUCAGAUCAGUCGCGUGGCACCCGUCUGGAACUUACCUAGUCGUCGCGGGAUGGGAUGACAAGAUCCAUGUUUUGGAAAGUUUGACGUGGGGUCCGGUUGCUGUACUGGAAUUACAGUCGCGAGUACCAUCCGGAGUUAAUGUCUGGCGAGAGCCAGCGAAUUGGAUUGACGCGACGCAAAGACAUGGCUUCAUCCCAUACGAGCGCGUUCGGCCGCCCUGGACACUCGCAAUCACACGCCCCGAACUCUCCAAAGCUUACCCCAAGUCUGGAGUUGUACAACUAUCCUUCAACAUCUCUGGGAGUCUGCUUCUCGCCCGCUUUGAAUCGAUGUUGAACGUCGCCCACAUAUUCUCCUUCCCCACACCCCAGGACGCCCAGUCGCACGAUAGCAGCCGCAGCGCCCCAAAACUCCGCAGUGUGCUGAUACACAACCAACCGGUCCAGAGCGCAGCGUGGAACCCCGUCAAGUCUGGGGCUGUAGCUCUAUGUUGUGGCUGCGAGAGCAUGUAUUUGUGGAGAGACGAGUCUGUGGUGUGGGACGAGAACAGCGGCGAGGAAGUGCAGGAAAUCGCCGAGUGCGUUGGCAUCCCGGCACAGAACUUCAACGCGAAGGACGUCAGAUGGUCGCCGGAUGGCAAAGGGCUUGUUCUCCUCAGCAAGGACGCAUUCUGUUGCGCUUUCGAGGCAGAAGAAGAUGUGCCUUCUGAAGAACCCGAGCAUUAGGUGUAG
Phanerochaete carnosa HHB-10118-sp is the source of this 1531-nucleotide messenger RNA. RefSeq lists its product as uncharacterized. The record is from RefSeq and is a predicted model, not a curated record. The transcript is spliced from 9 exons. Gene Ontology annotation, molecular function: protein binding. Bases 38 to 1525 code for a protein of 495 amino acids. Gene Ontology annotation, biological process: microtubule anchoring at mitotic spindle pole body; protein localization to mitotic spindle pole body; mitotic sister chromatid segregation. Gene Ontology annotation, cellular component: MWP complex; mitotic spindle; microtubule organizing center. NCBI's taxonomy places the organism in Eukaryota, Fungi, Basidiomycota, Agaricomycetes, Polyporales, Phanerochaetaceae.